CCCAAGGAAAUCCGGGAUAUUAAGCAGUUCAUCGAGAUUGCGCGGCGGAAGGAUGCUUCCCAGGCCCGCAUAAAAAAGAUCGCCGCAAAAUCUGCAGCUGGAAAGGUGCAGACUAAGUUCAAAGUGCGGUGUUCACGAUACUUGUACACACUUUCUGUGGACGACCCAGAGAAGGCUGAAAAGCUCAAGCAGAGCUUGCCACCAGGUGCGUGA
This is a messenger RNA of Suillus clintonianus, 213 nucleotides long. Its product is annotated as ribosomal protein L38e. The record is from RefSeq and is a predicted model, not a curated record. Gene Ontology annotation, biological process: protein-RNA complex assembly; translation. The annotation marks the transcript as partial. Gene Ontology annotation, cellular component: cytosolic large ribosomal subunit; ribosome. The transcript is spliced from 2 exons. Lineage: Eukaryota; Fungi; Basidiomycota; Agaricomycetes; Boletales; Suillaceae. Gene Ontology annotation, molecular function: structural constituent of ribosome.